UCCGAGAAAAUGCCUCGCUCCGGGUAAGUAAAUGAACAGGUGAUGUUAAAAACUAAAUAUUUUUUCGAUAAUUUGUAAAUUGCAUAAUUUUAAAAAAAAUAUCUUUUCCAUUAUAGCCGCCAGCAUUCGGAUGUCGAUUACUAUGAAAAGCCCAUUUUUGGCGGUGGCGACGACGACGAUGACUGCUCUGAUUUUGAGCUAUCUGAAGAAGAAGUGAUGCCAAAGAAGAAGAAGGCAAAGAUCGAGAGCGCGAAAGUUGCGAAGGCUGCGAAAGUUGCGAAAGCCCCAAAAGCUGCGAAAGCCCCGGCAAAGCCAAGGAAGUCGGCCAAGGAACUAGCCAGUGAGUCAGCAAAGGAGCCAAUCGAGGAGCUAGCAAAGGAGCCAACUAAGGAGUAUGCUCGCAAGGACAGACCUGUAGACCCGAAACAGCACGCAACAUCGAUUAUCAGCACUCACAAUACAUCUAUGUCUGAGAUUGAUUUCGAUACACUGCCCGGUAACUCCGAUUCUAACACGGACACUGCAUAUUCAGUUUGCUCGGGUAGCUAUGUUGACGCCGUUGACACGGCUAAAAGCGUCGGCUCUGCCGAUACCCUGUCGCCGAUUGACGACCCUAAAGAUGAGGGUGAGAGUGAAAGCAAAGGCGAUAAGGGUAUUUACAACUCACCGAGCCAAUAUAAGGCAGACGUUAGUAAGCAGAGGUUAGCCGCUGUGAGUCGAAAGCCCGCUGCGACUGUAGCACCAGCGCUCCUAUCAACUCCAAAGAAACUGCUCACCGCAGCGGUAACUCUGGUAUCAAUCAAAUCGUCAUUAACAGCAGACCAAACUUUGGCUUCACGGCACUUUCUGCAUCUGCCCACAUCAAAUGAGCGAGCUUGUGAUCGUGCCAAAACAAGGGCUCCGGCUCCGGCUCCGACUCCGACUGCUAGUGGCAGUGGAAGUGCUCGGCGGGAUAGACGUAAAGAUGUGUCUUUGCGGGUGCUUCUGGCUGGAGCAGCUACCCCUCGUGUUGGUAUGAGCCGGACCAAACCGCCAUUAAGAGAUCGGUGGUUUAAAACCAAUUAUUUUUACCCUGUAUUUAUAUAUUUCGCUUUGUGUUCAUUUAAUAUACCUCCAUUCAUUAGCCAAA
Molecule: messenger RNA, 1129 nt
Organism: Kickxella alabastrina
Lineage: Eukaryota; Fungi; Kickxellomycota; Kickxellomycetes; Kickxellales; Kickxellaceae
Exons: 2
Source: RefSeq, a predicted model, not a curated record